This is a messenger RNA of Psylliodes chrysocephalus, 2151 nucleotides long. The record is from the annotation of a GenBank genome assembly. NCBI's taxonomy places the organism in Eukaryota, Metazoa, Arthropoda, Insecta, Coleoptera, Chrysomelidae.
AGAAACCACCAUGGCUGUUUGUAAACUACAACAACAUCAGUAACGGAAACUCAACCGACUCCAUAACAAAUAGAACAAUUGAAGUAAUUGGAGGUAGAGAUGACCGUAUUUUGAAACUGUUAGCAAAGAAACUGAAUUUCAGAUUUAAUUACUUUGAUCCUCCAGAAAGGAUUCAAGGAACAUCUGAUUCAGAAAGCGGAUUUUUCAGCGGUGUAAUAGGAUUAAUUAGCAGAAGGGAAGCAGAUUUAUAUAUCGGAGAUGUGGGACUUACAUAUGAAAGAUUUAAUUUUGUGGAAUUCUCAUUUAUAACCCUUGCUGACAGUGGAGCUUUUGUCACUCAUGCUCCUAGUCAACUUAAUGAGGCAUUAGCAUUAUUAAGACCUUUUCAGUGGCAGGUUUGGCCUGCAAUUGGUAUAACAGUACUUAUAGUUGGUCCCAUCUUCUACUUACUAAUAGCUUUACCAAAUUUGUGGCAACCCAGAUUUAAAGUUCGUUCAUAUACUAGAUUGUUCUUUGACUGCACCUGGUUUACUGUCACUAUUUUAUUAAAACAAACUGGAAAAGAGCCUAAUUCAAAUAAUAAAACCAGAUUUUUUAUUAUAUUAUUGUCGUUCUCAGCAACAUAUGUGAUAAGUGAUAUGUAUUCAGCAAACCUAACUUCUUUAUUAGCGAGACCUGGAAGAGAAAAAGCUGUACACAAUCUUUAUCAAUUAGAAGAAGCCAUUAUAUCUAGAGGAUACAAGUUGUAUAUCGAAAAACAUAGUUCUUCACAUAGUCUUUUAGAAAAUGGAACUGGUAUUUACUCGAGAUUAUAUAAUUUGAUGGUACUAGGCCAGGGAUAUAAUAAUAGCUUAGUAAAUUCGGUAGAACAAGGAGUUGAGUUAGUAAAAGAUUCAGAAAAUGUGGUGCUAAUGGCGGGAAGAGAAACUUUAUUUUUCGACAUUCAAAGAUUUGGUCCAAGUAACUUUCAUCUAAGUGAAAAAUUGAACACAGCUUAUUCAGCUAUAGCUCUGCAAUUGGGAUGUCCCUAUAUUGAAGAAAUUAAUAAAAUAUUAAUGGCAAUUUUUGAAGCAGGAAUUAUUACAAAAAUGACAGAAAAUGAAUAUGAGAAGUUAGGAAAAGAAAAAACAAUAUCAUCUUCAGAAAUUGCGGAGAAUGUUGCUAAAGACACCAACAAAGAUUUGAAAAGACAGAUCAAAGUGGACGAAGGGACAAAACUGAAACCAAUCAGUCUUAAAAUGCUACAAGGAGCCUUUUACCUUUUGUGCUUUGGAAAUAUAUUUUCUGGACUAAUUUUAAUUGGAGAGUUUAUGUUUCAUAAACGAUUGCGAAAGAGGAACAAAAGAAGACACGUGGUAAUAACGAAGAAAUGGAAAAAAAUUGUUAAAAUUAAAAUUUCAAGAAUUCGUUCUAUGUAUUUACGAUUUUAUAGGAAUGCUAUGAACGAUGCAUUUGUAUCAACUUUAGAGUAUUUAGAAUAAAUUCAUUGUUAAUCGCAAUUAAUUGAUGUGUAAUUUGAAAUAUAUUUAAUACCUAAUUAUUUUUCAUUAUACGGAGUUAUAUUCCUAGAAAUACAUUAGGUAUACAUAUUUUGCUUAUUUUACUUUAACCAUGGAAUACGAGUAUUUUUACAUUAAUAUUUUUAUUUUAAUAUAUUUCAGUUUAUAUUAAGCUUGGUAGAUGAAUAGAGCUCAAAAUCUUUGUUUAUUUUUAAAACUAAGUUUUUUUUUUUUAAGACUUCGUAUAAUCAUUUAACUGGCGCAGUCAGUAGGUCAGUCGGUUUAUUUUAAUAGUUUCAAUAGUUUAAAGUUUUUGGAUAAACGUAAUUUUAAAAAAUCGUUCUGGUGGAAGACAACAUCGUCAAAGCCAAAACAACCAACUAAAGGAAUGACAAAAAUCGCCAGUUCCACUCUGAAGCCGAAAUUUUUUCAAAAUCACAAUAAAUCAGCUUGAGAUCCAGUUCCGACAGAAGAAGGACAAAAUCGCUUGAAUCCGUCUACCGCUUAAGAAUUUUCAAGAAGUUACAAUAAAACUUCUGACACUAGACUGUAAGCCAUAAUUUUCAUUUCCUUUUCAUUUUUCCUUGCUUACCCUCUUUAUUUCAAAGUAAUUACAAUGUUUUAAGUAUUGUACGAGUAUUACUUUAAAUAA